CGAUAUUUCGUUGGAACUGUUGCGACUUGCGAAGUCAACGUUUGUUCGUGUACAUUACAUGCACAGCGAAUAUUGAUGCGGCAGUCGAAUACUGGUAAAAUGUAUCGAUAAAUUCGACUGUGCUCGUUACUUUCGUUUCGUUCUCUUUACAAAUAAAAAACAGACGUACAAAUUUGUCAUGUCUCUCGGUUCAUGUUGGAAAUAGUGUUCGAGUUUUGUUUUGUGAAAUAUGUCUUCGAUUCGCGUAUUUUUUUGGGUUAGUUUUCACGAUUCUUACUUGUGUAGUCUUUGAAUUUUUUUACAACUUUAAUCACUCGGAAAAUCAUCGGAAGUUUUUGCGUGUUAGUGAUUUUUCAACUGCAUAUUCUUGAGUUUCACACAGAUAUACCUACUUUGAAAUUGGUCCUAAAAAUUAUUCUGAAAAUAGGAAGAAGUCAUGGAUUCGACGCGAUUAAAAAUACAGCUAAUCAGCAGCUGGCAUUCGUGAAGUGAACGUGUUGGUUGGUUGCGAAAAAGUGAACAUGAUAAACGAAGAAACCAUACCAGAAGACAUUACUGAUGUGGAAAAUAAAAAUGUUGUAAACGAAGAUACUUCCAGUAAUGGUGUCGUAAUCGAUCCAGUUUCUUGGUCAACCGAAGAAUUGCACAUUUCCGCCGAAGAUACGUCAUCGCAGAGUUCAAGCUCGAAAGAAAAUAGUGUCAACGAAAUCACAUUGUUGGUUGAGAAUUUAACCGCUGAGAGCGAUCAUUUUGAAAAAAUAUCCACCGAAACGGUCGACAUAGAAUUACUACCGCAAACCAUCGAUAACGAAUGUAACCUAUGCUACGAGAAACAGUCGCCGGACGAAAAUUCGAACAUAAGUAAUAAUCAAAUAAUCGACGAUACUGUGAAUUUACCCGCGAAUGAAACCAAUAAAUGGGGUGAAAAUAAAAGAAGACAAUCGCUAAUGAUGAAAAAUGCUUUAAAAAAUAGUCUCGAUGCUUCUGCGAUAGAAAUUUUAAAAGGCAAUAUGAAAGAUUUGAUUAAAAAUUCGACCAACGAUUAUAAAAAUUGCCUGACUUCCGAGUCGCCGGAUAACGAUAUGUACGCUUGGGCAUCGUCCUGCGCUAAUUUGAAUCCUACCGGGCCUAGAUUCAAACUGCUUAAAGAAGGAGAUAUUCAAGUGUGUUACUUGGAUCAUACCAGAACAGUUCUUAGCAAGAUUUUAAGUUUCAAAUUUUUACGUCACUUCGAACUUCAUCGUCUGUAUUUGAACGAGUCGAGAAUUUCACCUAAAAACCCAACCAGAAUGAUGGAAUCAGCGAUAGAUUAUAAUGAUAUUCAUGAAGUGUAUGUAUUCUCAAGAUGGGACACAGGGCAGAAGUAUUUUCUUAGAAUAAUUGUCUCCGAAGGUUCAUAUUUGUUACAGGCGAAUAAUUCGUAUACCAGAAAUCAAUGGUAUUUUUCUAUUCUUUGGAAAAAGCACAUGUUCAAAUAUCGUAAUAUUCUGAGAGGGUCAUCGAAUAUCGAAAUCAUUUUGAAAGAGUUGAAGAAUUUUGUGGAAUUUGUUAAAACAACGCCAAUUCAAGAUCAUGAAGUGUAUAAUACGCCGAUUGAAAUAAUAUCAAAGCUGCUUCGUGAGUUAUUCGAGCAAGAUUUAGAACAAAACUGGAGAGAAAGCUUAAUUGUGCAUAUAUCUCCAUUGUUAGAACGUUAUCGACCAUCUUCGGAAAUGUGUCAAUUAUUUUCCGACCACUGUCGCAUGUAUCCUAGAUCAUUCUCAGUUCAAGAAGCAUUUAAUACUUCAGUUCACCAUAUACUAAUUCACAAUGUGGAUUUCGCAAAAUAUCCAUUUUUGAGAAAAUUGCUGCAAGAUUAUAUUAAAGCCUUGAGUUAUCACAACGAUGCUGAUGAAGCAUUAAAAUUGUUCGUUGCUAGGAGCCAUGGUUCAAAUUACGAAUGCCCUCAUCCAAGAGUGAUGCCCAAUUUAGCGUCUAGUUGCUUAGCUGCCAUCGUAUGCUGCUUCGAGGAAUGUAAUAUACCCGACGAUAAUCUGAAAAAUAUCAAGAAUUGUUUGCACGAAGAAGAGUUCGAAGAUCCUAUUGAUACAUAUAAAUGUUUUCUUACAGUCUUACAGUACAUGUCCGAGUAUAAUGACUGGUUGCCAGGAUUGGCAAAUAUGCUGCAACCGAUCCCGAUUCACGGCCGAUCUCUCAAUUGUGAAUACUUUGUUAGGAACAUGGGAAGUAUUUUGGAAAAAAUAGCAAAAGAUUCUCGUUGUAACACUCAUUCUCAAGUUAUCGGACCACGAGUGGAAAAGGAUGGAUGGUUUGAUAUAUACUGCCCCGUAAAUACAAUUUGUAACGACGAUGGACGACUAUGGAGUUUGAUGGUCGAUAAAUUAUUGAACUGCUGCAACAAAAGAAAAUCAUUUUUAUUAAAAUUAUACGAAAAACAAUUAGAAGCUUGUUUGCUGCUAGCUUUACGAGGAAAUUCGGCUUGCCAAAUGGCUUUAUGUUUAAUGUUAGAGUGGAAUCUAGUCAAAGAAUGUGAUCAACAGGUUCAGAUCACUGCUACUUUACAAUCCACCGAAAGUGGACUAAUACAGUAUAACAUGUUGUGUAAAAGACAACAACAUCUGAAGAAAAUUCAACAAAAAGGUGGUCCUGCGAAAUUGACUUUGCCUUGUCGUUCGACGGACAAUGAUUUAUUCCAAUUAUUCAGCAAUGGCUCUUUUGGAAAUUUAGAACGAUUGACGCUGGCAUUUACUCAUACAACAAGCGCUUGCGCCGAAACGCUUAUUAAACUGCCGUCUUUAAAAUAUUUAAACUUAUGGGCGACUCAGUUUGGUGAUGAAGGUCUUAUCGUCAUAUCAGAACAUUUAACCAAUUUACAAGCAUUGAAUUUAUGCGAAACUCCGAUCACAGAUAAAGGAAUUUCUUCAUUGACUACAUUAACAAAUUUAAAGUGGCUCAAUUUGAAUAGCACAAAAUUGUCGUCUUCGAUGCUUGAAAUUUUGAGAAAAAAACUUCCUCAUCUAAAUGAGUUAGAUGUUCGUUACACCGAAGCUUGGUGAAAGGCGUUCCAACUCGUGAUAAUUACCUAUCUAUUUCAAAUGAAAUCUUAUAUAGACUGACGAAAAAAUACUGAAAGAAAAACAGUUUUUUGUACAUGUAUAUUUUACUUCAUCUUCGAAAUUUGACUUAUAAUAAAUCUCUUUAUCGUUUUAAUUUAGUUUUAUCUACGCGCCAUCGUUGUCGUUAUUGCGCCAUAUAAUUAAAUGAAGGAAUAGUACCUAUAUUGUUGCUGUAUCUAUUCGUUUUAUUGAUUUACGAGCUCAUUCUAUAUCAAUUUCACGUGAAACGUUUCAGUGUUCAACUGUUCAUCUAUAAUAUUUAUUUAUAAUAAAGUUUUCGAAUUUUCAACUUUUUUAAAAAAAUUAUUAUUAUUUACUAUUAUCAUUAUUUUAUUUUCCAACUGCCAUAAUUUUUUAAUUUGUUAUCACUGUUGUUAUUAUUUCACGCUACAUUGAGAGUAUAAUAGUACAUAUUAUAUUUAAAUGAAUUAUUUUAGGUUUUUGCGUUCUUAUUAUGCAUUUGAUUCAAAUUCUGAAGACCGUUGGGUGGCUAAUUAUACCGUUUCUUCUUGAAGUAGUAGACAUAAUACUUACUUUUAAUAUUUUUAAACACAUGUUAUACCCAAAUACCUACUGCGUGUAAACUUGUUGAAAAAGACUUAUAACUUGAUGAUAAAUAUCUUGCAUUUUUUAAAAAUUUUAUGCAAAGGUAGGUAGGAUUUAUAAAGUGUUGCAGAUAAGUAAAAAUAAAUAGGUAUUCCGAAAUUUUCAACUUCUUUUAAAGUUUAAAAAAAUAUUAAUAGCACUAUUUAAAAUGUCAUAAUAUAUUAUUCUUUGAGCUCUCGCGAGAUUGCCUAAUUAAUGUAGAAUUACAAAUGAGGAAAAUCAGUAUGAGUCUAUGCAUGAAUGUAAGUAGAGGAUAGGUACAUGUAUUUAUUUAUUUACCCUUACACGUUGUUAUAAUUUCUGCCUAACUGUCUUUCAUUAAUUUCAAUUAUUUGUUGUGAUCAUUAAAUCAAAAUACGAACGGA
Planococcus citri (citrus mealybug) is the source of this 4087-nucleotide messenger RNA. Its product is annotated as C-Maf-inducing protein-like. The transcript is spliced from 15 exons. The record is from RefSeq and is a predicted model, not a curated record. The coding region runs from base 522 to 3056 and encodes 844 amino acids. Lineage: Eukaryota; Metazoa; Arthropoda; Insecta; Hemiptera; Pseudococcidae.